Messenger RNA from Aplysia californica (California sea hare), 2045 nucleotides. RefSeq names its product contactin. Gene Ontology annotation, molecular function: protein binding. NCBI's taxonomy places the organism in Eukaryota, Metazoa, Mollusca, Gastropoda, Aplysiida, Aplysiidae. The record is from RefSeq and is a predicted model, not a curated record.
CACACACACGCACGCACAAAUCUUGCCGGACUCAGAGAGCGGGAGACCGUCUCCCUCCUAAUCUCCCUCAGUCUCAUUCACACCCGAGUUCCCACUCGGUGCUCAUGGAUUUUACGUUCCUUUUUUGCUUCUUUAAAUGCACGUGUGGGCUCACCCGAGCUUAAAAUUUUCAAGAAGAAGGAAGAUAAUAUAUUGGAUUGGUUAGUGUUCUCAACAUUUACAAACGUGUUACAUUUCCAAGAGAUAUUCGGACACCAACCAAGAAAAGUAAUAAAUAUAUCAUCAUUUGUGGUCAUCUACUGAAAGGACUGGACAUUUAAAGCUCUUCUGGCUUUUGACUCUGGACGACUUGUGUGUCAGUCAGAGAGAAAGAGAGAGGGAGAGAGAGACAUUCAUGCCUAGGCGUAGUCAUCAGAAUCUCGGAUACCGCUUCUACGCCGUCUUCUAGAGCGAAUCCCUACCAUUGUAAGUGCCAGUUUGAGUCAGGAUUUGGAUGAAAAGUCCGUUUUCCAAAGCUUCUUUCUCCACCAAGGAUAAAGUUUUAUGUGCGGCUGUGAGUGUGUGUAUGCACGCGAGUGUAUUCUCGUGCGGAUAUUUGAAGAGAAGCGGAAGUAGACUGGGUGACACAGAGAACGAGACAGCAGUCUUCAAGGAAGAGAGUGGCUGUGUCAAUGAGGUUACUUAGGAGAGGAGUUUGGCGUUGAUAUACCGUGACGUAACACUAGAAGGGUCACAAGCGGACAGGAGAGAUUUGUGACGUCACAAAGGUGACGGGAGACGACCUCACUCAAGAUGCCGUGGACUACGAGCCGGCUGAUGGAGCCGGGUCUGCUUGUGGUGAUGAUGCUGAUGAUGGCGCCAGUUUUUGUCUCAGGGCAGGAAACUAACGAUUGUCCGCCCAACUGGUUCACCUUCGGCGGCCAGUGCUACCACUUCGUCCAGAAGCCUCUGCGCACGGUCCAGGAGGCCGUGCUGUAUUGUCAGAGGAACCAUUCGUCUCUCCUCAGCGUGGACACGCAGUCGGAGCACAACUUUAUCCAGAACUGGCUGCUCAAACAAGAUGGCGGCAGACAAGAAUGGCUGACCAGCGGUUUCCGCGAAGCCAGUGGCCGCAUGGUGUGGACAGCGGACAAGUCGGAGAUAGACCCUGACAGUCACCACUUUGUCAGUGACGCGGCCAGAGACGAGGACAGAAAAGAUCCAAGGAACGACUUGAAGCAUAACAGGAUAGUUUACAGAUAUUUUGCUUUCGGUACGGGUAUCCAAGACCCCAACAAAUGGCAGGUCGGCCCAAAGAUCGUGGGCCAGUCCAUGGACACAGUCUUCUUCCGGGUUGGGGACAGAAUGACCCCUGUUGUGUUGGAGUGUGAGGCUACGGGGAACCCCGCACCUUCUUACAGAUGGAUCCGUCGGAAAGUCGGCGACAAACAUCGAGAUUUUCUCCAACCUUCCCCCUAGCCCACUGAUAGCCACCAAAUACAAGGGCGCUGUGCUCACGUGCAACCCGCCGCAGUACACACCGGCCGCCACAUUCAAUUGGUUCAAGGGUGACGUCAGACACUUCAUCCGGCCUAGCCUGAACGCUCAGUACUUCCUCUCCAAGGGAGGAGGUUUUUACAUCUCUGAAGUACAGGAUUCUGAUGAGGGCGGCUACUACUGCACAGCGUUUCUGGCACCCGGAAGUGGUCAAGAGCUAGCCUCUCUACAGACGAUUUCUGUGCUCUCCACCAUCAUGCAAAUAGACGUGGUCGGCUCCAACGCCAACACCUACGGGCCAGACAUCCACGACCAGUUUCCUCAACAUUUCCCGGAGCUUCCUUUCCUUGGGGAUACAGUCAGCAUAGAGUGUCUGGCUUAUGGAAGGUUACCCCUAAACUACCGGUGGGUGCGUGAGGACGCAGCCUUGAACCCUCGUGCCAAGGUCACUGACCACGGCCGCGUCCUGGUCAUCCCUGAUGCGCGUCUGGAGGACACGGGAGUUUACACGUGCGUGGUGCAGGGAGUGAGUGAUACAAGGAACAAGUCACGACAGCUCACCAUGAAUG